Messenger RNA from Sphaeramia orbicularis (orbiculate cardinalfish), 2341 nucleotides. It is a transcript of the gene wdr45, whose product is annotated as WD repeat domain 45. The record is from RefSeq and is a predicted model, not a curated record. The transcript has 11 exons. Bases 159 to 1235 code for a protein of 358 amino acids. NCBI's taxonomy places the organism in Eukaryota, Metazoa, Chordata, Actinopteri, Kurtiformes, Apogonidae. Gene Ontology annotation, molecular function: protein binding.
CGUUAACGAACUGAAAACAAAAACAAGUCGUCUUGCAACAUCAGCCGUGUUUUUGUUGUGUCCUACGUGGUGUAAAAGUGUGAAAACAUUGUUAUCAACUUGAAUCUACACGCAGAUGGUUGUCUUAUAGGUCUGAGUUUACCAGUAACAUCGCAGCCAUGGCUCAGCAGAGAGGAGUCAACAGUCUCCAGUUCAACCAGGACCAGAGCUGUUUCUGCUGUGCUAUGGAAACAGGGGUGAGGAUUUAUAAUGUGGAGCCAUUGAUGGAGAAGGGCCACCUCGACCAUGAGCAGGUGGGCAGUGUGGCUCAGUGCUCCAUGCUGCAUCGCUCCAACCUGCUCGCCUUAGUUGGAGGGGGAGUGAAUCCAAAAUUCUCAGAAAUAUCCGUUCUGAUUUGGGAUGAUGCCCGUGAAUCACGGGACCCAAAAGACAAGCUGGUGUUAGAGUUUACCUUUACCAAGCCUGUUCUAGCUGUCCGAAUGAGGCAUGACAAGAUCAUUAUUGUAUUGAAAAACAGGAUCUAUGUGUACAGUUUUCCUGACAACCCCGUCAAACUUUUUGAGUUUGACACGAGAGAUAACCCAAAAGGUCUGUGUGAUUUGUGUCCUAGUCUGGAGAAGCAGCUGUUGGUCUUUCCAGGUCAUAAAUGUGGCAGCCUGCAGCUGGUUGAUUUGUCCAACACCAAGCCAGGUACAUCAUCUGCUCCUUUCACCAUAAACGCUCAUCAGAGUGAGAUAGCCUGUGUGGCGCUGAACCAGCCUGGCAGCGUGGCAGCAUCAGCCUCUCGCAAAGGAACUCUGAUCCGCCUUUUUGACACAACAACCAGAGACAAACUAGUGGAGUUGCGCAGAGGAACUGACCCAGCCACCCUCUACUGCAUCAACUUCAGCCAUGAUUCCUCAUUCCUGUGCGCGUCCAGUGACAAGGGCACAGUACACAUCUUUGCACUUAAAGACACCAAAUUGAACCGCCGCUCUGCACUGGCGCGUGUUGGGAAGGUGGGUCCUGUGAUUGGUCAGUAUGUGGACAGCCAGUGGUCUUUGGCCAGCUUCACUGUGCCAGCCGAGUGUGCCUGUAUUUGUGCAUUUGGAAAGAACACUUCCAAGAAUGUCAACUCUGUCAUUGCCAUAUGUGUGGAUGGCACCUUCCACAAGUAUGUGUUCACCCCUGAUGGAAACUGCAACCGAGAAGCCUUCGAUGUGUACCUGGAUAUAUGUGAUGAUGAUGACUUCUGAGGCUGGAGCUAGAUUACAUUUAGAAACAUUACUGGAAGGGCAAAGAUGUAGGACGAGAGAACGCAAUGAUGACAAAUGAGAAUGACUGAGUUAAUGAUGAUUGUUCUGUUCUGGAGACAGAUGGGAAAAUGGCCUGUGGCUGAGAAUCAGAAAUGCUGAAGCUGAGGCCUGUUUUAUCACAUAUUUGUGUUUGUAAUCAUUGUAUCUAUGUAGCAGUGUGACCAUACACUAAAUACAUUUUUUAUUAGCCUACUCUCUCAUUGUACUGUGUACAUCUGGUGAGAAAAAAAUCAUGACAUCACAUGACAAGUACAACGAUAAGCUGAGAUUCUGAAAAUAUGUCUAAUGAUACUAGAAAUGAUCACAUUAUGUGCACAGAUUGCCUUGUUAUUUCAGUCUGACUGAAGUCUUCCCACGAAGCAGUGUAACAUCUUUGGUGUCACUUCAUUUAAGUGGAGAUCACAGGGGAAGCUGAGCAUCAACACCUUCAUAUGAAUACAAGAUCAGACAAGUGUAGCUCUUAACACUAGAGCUACCAGUUUAAACCAAAAUAAAUUACAUCAAAUCACUAUGUACUUAUAAGACCAGCUGCUUCCUGGAGCUGAAACCAUUUGAAAACAGCAGCAUUUUACAUUUAUGGGAUUUGUGAAGUCAUUUUCCUGCACAUUGAAGAACAGCUGUGGAAAGAAUGAAAUCAGUCAUGAUCAUAACUUACAUUCUAGUUUAAUCAUCUUAAAAGCAUCUUUGCAAAACACUCAGUUAUGAAGUCUACUUUGAGUCGCAUGUUUAAACAGCUGAAACAUCCAUUUUUUGGUUUAUUUAGGCAAGUCAUUUAGAUGUGAAAUUCCACAGAUGACUUACCUUUACCAGGCAGGACACUGGAGUUCAAUUCAGGACUUGAACAGUUUUCUGUGAGCCCUCAGUGUCCUCUGUAACUAGGCUAAGACUUGCUCGCUUCUGCUAAUCUGUAAUUCAGAAAGUCGCCAAAAAGCCUUACUAAUAUGUAUUAGAGGUUGAAUCCUCGACCAUGCACAGUUAAUGGUGCAGUAGGUUAAACACGCAUAAAUGAGAAAUGUUCCCCUGAGCACAUGUACUGUAGAACAGAU